This is a messenger RNA of Sitophilus oryzae (rice weevil), 13154 nucleotides long. RefSeq lists its product as uncharacterized. NCBI's taxonomy places the organism in Eukaryota, Metazoa, Arthropoda, Insecta, Coleoptera, Curculionidae. Gene Ontology annotation, biological process: regulation of transcription by RNA polymerase II. Gene Ontology annotation, cellular component: nucleus. Gene Ontology annotation, molecular function: RNA polymerase II transcription regulatory region sequence-specific DNA binding; DNA-binding transcription factor activity, RNA polymerase II-specific. Bases 148 to 12165 code for a protein of 4005 amino acids. The record is from RefSeq and is a predicted model, not a curated record. The transcript has 16 exons.
UAUGAAACGAUGUUGUUCGUACUGAAGGAAAGAAAUUCCAAUCGUUAUGGCGGAUUUCUAGAACUAGAACUUAUUAGAUUGUCAGUAUUCAGUUGUUAACGACCAGAUUCCAUUCUUUUACGAAUAUAGAUUAAGAAACCAUUUAACAUGGAUGACCAGGACGACUACGAAGGGAAACUAGAAUCUCUUCGGAAAUAUAUUCCUUUUUUAAUUAAUAUGAUGACUGAAUUGAAAGCUAAGGGCAAUAGGGAGGCGCAGUUGAAUAAAAUGCAGUCAUUGCAUGACAUGAUCACAAAUUCCAAGAAUAAACUUAAAGUGGAGACUCUCAAAAGAUGUGAGGACGUUCUAAGGAAUAUCUACUUCAAAGUGAAUCCCCAGUUAAGAAUGAAAUAUUCACUUUCUUCCCCGUCUUUAUCGACAGAAAAUAACGUAAUGCCUGAAAUUGAAAGCACCAGUUUUACCCCGGCUAGUCCAAGUCCACCCCCCAAUUCUCCACUAUUACGAACUGAACCAGUGACUAUUCCCACUGAAAAAAUAUCAUCUACUCAACCUUCUGUCGUUAUUCAGAGUAAAUCUUACUUACCAAAAAUAGAUGUCUAUAGCAACGUCGUUAUUAAUAAUCCUAUCAAAGUUGCAAAUCCAAUAUUGCCUGAUAUGUCAAAACCACCUAUUAGUUUAGAUGAUUUGAAAACUUUAGAAGAUGAUGUUCAUCAAAAAAUUACCGACAGUUAUUUAACUCAUGCUUCUGUAAACGAACUGCAAGAAUAUAAAAAACAGCUGGAGGUACAAAUUCGCGUAGAAAAUGUAAAUUCUACGAUGACACCACUUGAAGAACAAGAAAAAACUCUUAAAGAAAGUAGAAGUUCUAAAGAAAGUAAGAGCCAUAAAGAGAGUAAAAAACAUAAAGAAAGUAAAAGUUCUAAAGAAAGUAAAAGCCAUAAAGAGGGUAAGAGCCAUAAAGGGAGUAAGAGUCAUAAAGAGAGUAAGACCUCUAAAGAAAGUAAAAGUCCUUCUAAGAACUCAAGUUCUUCGAGUUCUAAAUCUUCGAGUUCUAAAAGUGACAAACAUCAUAAAAAACUUAUACAAAAGGUUUUAAAAGAACCUGACAGCAUUUUUGGAAGUGCAUUAUCCAGCAUUGACGAGAAACUUAUUGGAGAAAAGAAAAAUCCAAAGAAAGCAGAUAGGAGGUCUUCUGAUGUUUCUGACAACAAAAAAGAAAGUGCGGUUGAAAAUGUCACUGAAAGCAUUUUUUUAAAGAAAUGUGAAGACUCUGAGAGAAAAUCCUCUGAUAUAGAGAAGUCGCAUACUCCAAAACCAGAAAUAGUAUAUAAAAGACUUGCAGAUAAGUACAAUCCUAAACCCAGACAGAAACAGGUAGAAGCAGAGGCCGUUGAUGUUGAGAAGAAAGUGGCAGAAGUAAUUGAAAAAAAUAUGAAAGCAAAUGUGGCGAUGCCUUUUGAAGUUCCAAGUUUAUUGCCACGUGCCCUAGAAAAUUUUAUCAAUAAGUCUGUCUCCGAAAUAGUUACACCUGGCAUGUUAAGUGAAACUAUAACACCUUCAGCUGUACUGUGUGCGCCUUCACCUGUACCGUGUACAUCUUCACCUGUACACUUACAAAAUUUAACUAGUACGGCUACACCUCUACACCCACAAAUUCUAGCUAGUACGCCUUCACCUGUACACUUACAAACUGUAGCUAGUGCAUCUACAAUUCCAUUAACAAUUCUUCCAGAACCAACACUGUUAUCGCCUCCUCUUCUUAAUCCUUUGACACCAAAUUGUCAGAAUAUAUUUCAAACGCCUCAAUCUAGGCCGACCCCCCUUUUUAACGCUUCUUUGCGGAAUCCUCCAAUACUCCAAACACCUAACGUUUCUGAGCCUGCAUGGCGAAAUCCGCAAAUUCACCAAACACCUGACGUUUCUGAGCCUGCCUGGCGAAAUCCGCAAAUUCACCAAACACCUGACGUUUCUGAGCCUACAUGGCGAAAUCCGCAAAUUCACCAAACACCUGACGUUUCUGAGCCUACAUGGCGAAAUCCGCAAAUUCACCAAACACCUGACAUUUCUGAGCCUGCAUGGCGAAAUCCGCAAAUUCACCAAAUACCUGACGUUUCUGAGCCUGUUUUUUCCCGGGGCUUAAAUUUUGAGCCUCCAGAAUAUGCCCCAGUUCGUGUAGAUUUCGAAUUUGACAAUCGUAGAAUGGAGUUUGAACCUCAUAGUAGGCUAGAGUUCGAACCACCUCAUCAUUCGAGAGAUAAUCGAUUUGGUGUAAACCAAAGAUUUAUACCUCCGAGUACUAAUUCAUACAAUCAACCUGACUGGGGAGGAAAUUACUUUAGACAGAAUCAGAUGCCUGAGCAAAAUAAUUAUUCUGAGCGCCAAUGGAACGAUCAUUAUCAUCAGCAGUGGGGAGGCGUGCGUCCCGGUGAUCCUAGAAGUUAUAAAGAGUACAAGGAAAUGAAGGAGAGGGAAGCGCGUGCAAAUCAAGAAAACCCGAAAGAAACCAAAGAUCCCAGAUUAGCGGCUAAGGAAGCAAAUAAUUUAGUUUUAGCAGAAAGUAAAGAUCCCAGAUUAUCCAAAGAUGUGAUUAGUAGAGAUCCUCGAUUAUCCAAAUUACGGGACAGGAGUAAACAUGAUGGGAAUGGCACUACCUCGAAAUCGACGACUAGGGAAACUUAUAACAGUAAAUUUGAUAAGAUGUAUUCAAAUACCGCCAAGGUUAAGCCUCAUUUCAAACUCGAAAAGACUGAAGAAGAAUCGUUUGUCUCUCCUUUAGAUAGUUUGUACGUUAGUGAAAAGGGAAAGACUGGAAGGGGUUAUGGAGUACAGCAUUUUAAAAUACCGAAAAAGUCUCGAAAACCAGAAGAUAUUAAACCAUCAAAUACUAAAAAUGAUGAUAGUUCUGGCGAAGAAAAUGAAGCAGUUUCAAAAGUUGAAAGCGAAACUAAUGAUGUAAGUGACGGAGAAGACACACUAGAAGAAUCUAGCGUCCCCAUCCAGCCCACAUCAUCUAAAUCAGACUUAAAUGAGAUACCUGAAUCAUCAAAAUCAGAUUUAAUUUUAUUACCUGACUCACCUAAACCAGAAUUAAAUGUAUCAUCUGAAUCAUCUAAACCAGAUUUAAAUGUAUUACCUACUGUAGAAGAAAACAAACAAAACAUGCUCCAGCAAAUUGAUUUAUCUAGAGUCGUUGUUUGUAUCAAGUCAGAACCGAGCGAUGAUCAAGGAUUAUCUUGGGCAUCCCCAGAUGACGAUGAAUUUAUUAGCGAAUAUGAUCGAUAUCAAACAAACGACGUUGAGGAGUCUGAUAAAAAUGAUGUGUCAGUUAUAGAAGAACCAUCGUCAACACAAGCAGAAAUUUCUCCCGAGCCAAACAAAGAAAAUAAAAGUGACGUGGCAAAACCUGAGGAAUCGUCAGAACAAAAUAUUUUGGCUCACUUUUUUGAAAAUCUCCUGAAGAGCAAAAAUAAGAAGGAUAAGAAAUCUGCUCUGUUCUCACUUAUAGAAACCUUUUCCGACAGUUUUGACGAAAAGGAAAUUAAUAAAAUUAGAAAAAUUAUACAUGUUGAGGAAAAUACAGAGGAAGAAAGCGAAGAGGAAAAAGAAGCGGAAGCAGUUAAACAGAGUAAUGAAGUAGGGUCAACGACAGAAGACCUUCCAGAAAUAUCUAAUACAGAACAAGAAGCAGUUGCUGAGAGUACCGUAGAUGAUAAAAGUGCGUCUGACGGACAGGAACCGUUGGUAACAAAAAACAUAGCGGAACCAAUUCAAGAAUCAGUUGGAGAGAGGAUCAAAAGCAGAAAACGCAAUCUCGUGCCAAAAACAAAGAAGAAACCUAAAUCGGAGUUAGAGUUGCUUCACGCCGAUAUUCAAGAUAUGUUUAUUAGAGAUGGCGUAGUUACUGCAACUGGGAAGAGAAUGUGUCGUAUUUUAAAAAGCGAUCCUAAUGCUUUAGAAUCUCCCGACAAUAAAAAGAUACGUAAGAAACCUGGACCGAAACCCAAACAUAAACUUGCCAAAGAGGAGAUAGAAAGUGGCGCGAAGGCUGUUCGGAUAGUAAUACAAAAAAUGCCUGAUGAUAUAAUGCGUCCAACUACCAGAUUGUUAAGAAAUCAAGCCCGAAAAACCAGCUAUGCAGAGACCGAUAUUGAUAGCGAUAAGGGCGAUAAUGAACCGCUUAGAAAUGAGACUGAAGAGCUUGGCAGCGACGAUGAUGAUAAAUCUCAGUCUGAUGAAACGCCUUCUCGGAUGAAAGGUCCUCGAAAAAUUCGAAGAGGGCGUCAAUGGGCCUCGGGGAUUAUUCCUAAACUUAAAAGAAAGAAGAGCCAAGAAAAAAUUGCAUCUAAACUGGAUGUCGUUGAACCUGACAAGUCGUAUUAUUUGGAUUAUACGGACAAGACAAAACUCAUCUGUAAAUUGUGUGAUUUUAGCGGCCAUCUUUUAACAAACCACUAUGUUAAGGAGCAUCCCGAAUCGGAAGUUUUCUGUUCACGCAUGUCCCCCCGGCAAGCCGUUAACGCCAUCAAUGAUUAUAGUAUGAAUUCUAAAAUAUACGAAAAUAUUAUUGAGGACAAAAAUAGGUGCCUGAAUUAUGACUAUUCUUGUAGGAUUUGUGGGUAUUCCACAAAUACUAAACCAAUAGCCUUUUACGAACACGUUACACUUCAUACGGGUGAAUAUCGCCAUCGAUGUGACGCUUGUGGUUUUACUUGUGGUAACGGAAAGGCUUUAGCUGCCCAUUGUCGUACUAUACACGAGGGUCAAGAAAAGCAAGUAUCUAGAACAAAUUAUAAGUCUACAAUUGUUUUUGGUUAUCUUUGCGGUGAAUGUAAUUAUUUGCAGUUGAACCAAAAAAAUGUGCAAGAACACGUUAAUAUUUUUCAUCUUGGCGAUAAACCGAUUAUUUUCAAGAUAAAUAUGUCAGAAGUGCUAGAUCCUAAUAUAGAAACUUUGAAUAUAAAUAAAAAUAAAGAAUUACCUGAAGAACCUUCCCCAGUACCAAAAUUAGUUGAACAAACCCCUACUAAACGUCGUAGGAAACCUGGACCUAAAUCUAAGACCCGUCCAGAUGAAGUGUCAGAUAAAGUAGAUGAAGAUCUGGAAACCAAUUUAAAAGAUUUGAUAACGCCAGAUGUAGAGAAGACUGUAAUAGACAAUAAGGAGCCAGUUUUAGUCAAGAAGAAACCUGGUCCGAAGUCAAAGACUAUGGUUCUUGUUUUAGAAUCAUCCAAUGCAACCAUAAACAAUGUUUCUCAAGAAGCGCCGCUUCCAGUAAGAAGAAAACCGGGCCCUAAGUCGAAAACGAGAAUACAAAAGCCUUCUCCUACUCCAGAAGUAACCACUAGUAGUGAAGCUGUACUUCAAGCAUCAACACCUUCCAAUGCUGUUAACGAUUUUGUAAGAGAACCAAUUAAUAAAAAAAGGCGAAGGAGUUUGGACAAAUUGAUACCUGAAGACAGUACGGAAGAUUUAGAUACAAUUAUAACGCUAUCAAGUCGGAGUAAUAGAGCCGCUAAGGAUAAAGCCACUGCUAAACUGAAGUCGUUGAUGGAAAGUGGGGAAGUGCCUGUAAUUCAGAAGCCUACUGUCGUACCUGAAGUGCCAGUUGUUCAGAUUUCGGCUGUUGUACCUGAAGUUCCAGUUGCUCAGAAGCCAACUGUUGUUGAAUCUGAAAAGAGAGUUGCACAGAAGCCGUCCGUUAUCGCACCGGCUAAAGAAAGCGUCGUAGAGAAAAAUGUUGUGGUCCCUAGUAAGAAGGAAGACAAAAUCAAGUCGAUCGAACCAGACCUCAACGUUUUUACCUGUAAAACCGAUAUUAUGGAAGAAGAUGCGAAACUAACCGAAGAGCGCUUGCGGAAGAUGAACGAGCUCAACAAAUCUAUAGGAUCUCGAGAGUCAAAAUUAGAUUUUGUUAAUAAGUUAUGUAAUAGACUUAAUAGCGAGCAGAGUCCCGAAAGUUCGUCUGAAUCUAUUACCGAACCGAUCAAAGUAAAGGCAGAAUAUAUAGAUGUUCCAAGCUAUGUUGCAUUUGAAAUGAACACCCAACAGUUAGGAGAGGUCAAUAUCCCGGUUAUGAAAACGAUCAGCGAAAUAAGAUCCACUCCAUGUAAAAAACCUGUUUUAGACGAUAGUCCCGUUUUGCCUCAGGCCAACAUCCAGUUUAAAGGUAAAAGCAUGGCCUUAUUUUCUAAUAUAAUCGAAAAAUUACAAGGAAAGGUGAAUGAAGCCGCUGUUCAACAAGAUAGUUCUGAUUCAAAUUCUAGCCCGUCGCCACUUUCACCGUUCGAAGAUUCAACAGCACCUACUUUAAUUAUUGGACAGUUUGUAAAAGCAACAAGAAAACAUGCUGGCGUCGUGUUUUCUUGUCUAGUAAACAAUUGUUACGUUGUUACGAAAGAUCGCCUAGUUUUUCAGUUACAUUGUAAAUUUGGUCAUAAGGACAUAUCUCUUGACUCCACCUUGUGCGACAAAUGCGGUAUAGUUCUGGAAAGUACUAAGGACACUACCUUGCUGGAAAAUACCUUCGAUCACUUAGUGUUUGCACAUUCGGACUUCCUUGAAGAGAAGUCUAUGUUACUAAGAACGCGAAGAUUGAGUGGGGAUAAGUUAUCUGUAAAAGUGGAAAAAGAUAAGGAACCUGAUAAACCUGUCGAAAGUAUGGCGACUUUAGAAUUGGCACACGAUAAUCCGUUUUCAUUUAAAAUUGUCGACGUGAUGUCUUUGGCGGACACAUCUUCCAGUCCUCCUGAGACCACACCACCUCAGCCACAAUUCAUUGGGACAGAACCACGUUCUAUCGUAAUACCACAAUCCAUCGUGGUAACGCAACCCACAACACAACCCAUUGUGGCAACGCAACCCAUUAUGACAACACAACUCAUCAUGGCAACGCAACCCAUUGUGACAACACAACCCUUCGUGGUAACUGAACCCAUCGUGACAACACAACCACAAGCUAUUGGGACAAAACAGCCACAACUGAAGCCAGUACCUCCGCUGACGCCUAUAACGUCUCCUUCCACUUCCGUAGUGCCAUCCACUACGACUUAUUCGUCUCCCUCGAUUUCAAACGUUUUCAAACAAAAACCGUCUUCGAAUCAACUUAUAGUGAAGGAAGCUAAAUUGACUGCUAGCGAAUUAUCUCGGCCGAGAAAAGCGUGCAAGGCUUUGCAAAAGUUCGUAGAAACGCCUGCUGAUUUGUACAAGUGUCCUCAUUUCUACUGCAUGUUUAGCACAAAAGUACGUACGUUAUUAGAACGGCAUUUAAAAAUACACAGAGGCGAUGGAGACGGUAUGGUUGCCUGUGUGUAUUGCGACAUUAAGACUCCCUGGGAGCACGUACCUAUGCACAUUGAUAUCAGACACGCUCAAUGCGAGUAUGCUUGCAAUUAUUGUCUUUACCGAGGCUUAUUGAAGGAGUACGUAUGCUUGCAUCAGCAUCAGAGUCAUGCAUCCAAAGAGUUUGUCAUCGUUCAAGUACCUCCGAAGUCGACUAAAAUAUUUUCCUUAGAUGAGAGUAGUCGAAUAACGGACUAUAAGGCACUUUGUGAACCAUACCGAUGCUAUUGUAAUGAUUUAACCCAGAUCGAAUUUCUGUUCGAGAAUGAAUUUGAAACGCACUUGAAAACAUAUCAUUGUGGCGCCGUCAGAUGCGGAUAUCCAAAGUGCACGCACAUGGGUUUCGCAUCCAACAUGUUGGAUCAUUGGUCUGCGAGCCACGCUAUUUCCAAAUAUCAGUGUGGCCACUGUAAAACUAGCAACGGGGACCUCAUGAAAAUGUAUCAGCAUUUCAUAAAAUUCCACCCCUCACUUAAAAUGCACAUUUUGGCGAGACAUACGGAGAUGGAGUCGACUAGUAUGCAACAGAUUGAAUAUGGAUAUACAGAAAAGGCAUUUUUCAUGCUUGGUCAUAUUAGGAAGUUGCCCCAAAUAGGAUUAUUACUAGGAUCCAAAGGCGUUCCGACCAUAAAAAUAUUGAAGAUGGCGAACAAUUCUUCUAGUAUUUCAGUUCCUACCAUCCCUUCUAGUUCAGGAUCCUUAGCAUUGAAACAGCUACCUGCGAUACAACAACGACAGGGCCAGCCGGCGAAAGCACAGUUACCUUCAAACAUCAAACUCAUAGUGACAACCACUUCAAGCGAGAAAUUUUAUUUUAUACCAAAAUUAAUCACGACAGUGGCAUCGACAAGUGGAGUCCGCGUCCAAACCUCUACAGUAUCUAAAUCAAUUUUAGCCAAUAAUACGUUUGAGUCACAUUCUUCUGUACAGCCACAGAAAGAAAAUAACGACAUUAACACAAGCCAGGAGCCUAUUAAUAAUGUCAUUACCGAUCAAGGUUCGCCUGAAGAGAAUUUUGAAGAACCGUCACCAACCGAAGAUGAAAUUGCAGUUAGUAAUCUACCACCUUUAUUUCUCCUCAAUGAAAAAUCACCGGUAACACCUCUUGAACAUGUCGUCGUACCGGACAAUGUGGACGAUGUAGGCAGGCUUUUGCCAGAGGACGUUGACCCUUUGACUUUUGAUGACUCCACCCUGGCUGCUAAUUUGAGUUCUUUGGAUGAUCCGUUUAAUAUAAUUCCUCCAAUAAUUAUGGAGGAUCCGUUGAAUAUCGAUUUUGCUGAUCCAAUGACUGCUUCCCACGAGCUUGGCGCGUCGAGAUCGCAGUUGGGAAUGUUCAACCGAACAAAUUCUUCGAUAUCGAUUUCGGCUUCGGAUGAUGACGGGUCUGGAAGUAUCGCUUAUAAGGAGAAGGGCCUGUCUGAUUUCCAACUAUACCAGUGUGCCGUGUGUAGGGAACAGUUUGGCACAUCGGGAGAUUUUAAAACUCACCUCAUUAAUACCACCACAUGCAAGAAACCUGGCCACAAGCCUUUCCAGUGUGCUCAUUGUGACAGACAAGCCAAAACUCCAGCCGUGCUUAUUGAACACAUUCAAUCUCAUGGCGUCGAACGAUUUAUUUGUUCUCUAUGCGACGAAAAGUUUACAACAUUGUCUAUUGUAAGGGCGCAUAUUAAGAAUCGUCAUAACAUAUACCAUACGAAUCUAGUGGCGACCGACAACACUAGAACCAACAUUGAAACUGACUUCUUCGUGGUCAAACCUACUCUACUAAAUACACCGAACACUGAUGUAACUAGGACCAAUAUUAGUUCUCUGUCGACAAGUAAUUCUAUAGAGCAGUACACUCCGGAGCAGAUUGAUAGCAUCCCGAACAGGCAGAUAUUUGGCAGCAAUGUAAAAUGUGGUUUGUGCAGCUAUCAGACGAAAGUCAGGGUGAAUAUAGUAAGACAUCUCCAGAUGCACGCCGAUGAAAAGUCUGUUCCAGAUACGGCGCCGGUCAAUCCAGUGCCGUGUUUGGAGAAGAAUGAAAAAAUGUUUGAUAAAAUGAUCAAUCUUGCCGCCAGUUCUAUUACAACAGGCAGGAUGGGAGGACCUAAAUCUGAUAAAGAAGAAGAAAAAUAUCCCGAAUUUGUUGCUACGCAUUGUCGAUUUGUAUGCUGCGCACAAGGGUGUUCGUACUUGUGCCCCGAAGAAGGCAAUCUCAAGCAUCACAUGAUGGCCCUGCACAGGGACGAAACUAAUUUCACAUGUGCUCAUUGCAAAUGUGCUAUUUUACCUUGUGAUGCCGAGACAGCUAUCAAACACUUUAAAUUGCACGGACUGCAUCUCUACAAGUGUCAGUAUUGCAGUGUCCUGUCCCACCUGAAGCACAAAGUGGAAAAACACAUCACAGAUAGCCAUGAUGGACCAGUCAAAGUUAUUACGAUCAGAUAUAUGGAGUCUGAACCUGUAGAAGGCGAAACCCUUGAACCAUCAUUAAUAACCACUCCAAAAUCUAAACCCUGGCGAUGUUGCAUGUGCAAAGUAAAGUGUGCGACCAAAGAAGAUAUUCACGCUCACAUCGUAAACAAGCACGAGGUAGACGCUCAGUACAAAUGCACUUUGUGCACAUUCAAAAACGACAAGGAGGAGAGCUUCCAAAAGCACUUUGACGAAGAACAUCCGGGACAUAACAUGGACAUAAUCUUCGUCUACCAUAAAGUGGAGGAUGAUGUGCCCAAAGAGGAUAACUUUGACACCACGCCCCUGUGGCAAAGGGACAAACCAAGAGUGCGGCACAUACGAGGUAUAUUGUUCGACGAGACAUCCCCUCCACCUGCUAAAGUGCAAAAGAAAUCUGUCAAAAGUUCGCCGAUAUCGAAAGCUCCUGCCCAGAAUAGCGACCACCAAAAAGUUUCGAAGACUCCAGUCCAGAAUAGCGAUCCACACAAGAACUUGUUGGAUAGUAUCGAUGCCGUGGCCAAAGGAACUGAUAGUGUUCAUAGAAGCCCUGUUGUAAUAACAGAUACACAGAGUGAGAUGGUCACAAAAAGUUCGAAGUCGGCAACUAACGAAAUAAAGGAGCCAAAGCUUGAAGAGCCAACUGAAAAUACUCGUCUGUCAACCGAUGACGUCCAGAUAAUUCAGCCGCCUGUAAAUGUCAUAGUAUUAGAUUCUGACGAGAGUGACACUGAGAACGGCACGCCCUCAACUGCUAAGAAAUUAGAUGAUCCAGGUUCACUAAAGGAAUCUGUAUCUAAUUCUAAAUUGGAAAACUCAGAAGCAGAGUCACAGAAUGUAAGAUGCUCGAAAUACCAUUUAACAGCACUGUAUGGAGGUUUUGGCACCCCUCACAAGAGGCAGUGGAGAUGCCCAAAAUGUCAUUCGUUUAAAUCUAGAAGGGUGGCCGAUUUUUUCUUUCAUAUUUUUAAGGAUUUUAACGUUUUUAGGUACAAAUGCAAACUGUGUUGUGACCUUAGUAUUUCAUUCAAAUAUAUGUUGGAUCAUAUCAAGCAACAUCCGGGAGUGACGGAGUCGAUAAUUGAGGCCUUACCACCCCACGUCAAACUAGAAACUUGGAUUCACAUGGUGAUUAGGGAACAGAGUGUGAUGAUCCUAAAGAAUUACACGCCUAUGCCGAAAAAACCUUUGGCCGGCGAGACAGGGUUCAAAUGCCUAUUUUGCGAAGAAAGAUCCGAAACACUAGAGUUAGGCUGUGAACACAUGCUCUAUCACUGGCAAGUUGUACCAUAUGAGUGCGUAUUUUGUACCGCACAAUUUUAUAACGAGUCUGAUCUAAGGUCUCACUGCCAAAAAGAACAUGGUAAUUCUCAUAUAGUUGUGAUGCCUAAGGGUCCCGUUUUACACCAAGUUAUCAAAGAGAUCGAACUGUCGUACAAAAGAGGUUUGGAAGUUAGCGAUGACAGACCCGCGAAACGAUCGAAACCAAACGACCCGGAAGUCAUUAAGAUCGACUCCGACGAUGACUUGCUGGUCGUGUCAGCGACGGACGAAAAUUUAGUUUACUGUUGCGAGCUGUGCGCUUUCAUGUCCGGCACGGAGCCUUUGAUGCAACAACAUUUGUCCGAACAACAUUUCGUGAGCGUGCCUAAGUUUCACAUAGUCAAAAAGAACAUGGUGACCGAUAAUUUGAGGUGUAAUUGGUGCCCAAUCUCCCUUCCCGAAAUUGAGCUACGCGAUCACUUUAUGAUAAACCAUCCCGGCCAGUACUUUAUUCCCUACAAGUACCAGUGUAAACACUGCAUCAGAAGGUACAUCAACGUUGCCAAAAUAAAGCAGCACUACACCAAGUCCCACCCGGAACGACGCAACCCGUUCCUGAACCAUGCGGAUGCGGAAAACUUGCGGCUCUACAAGUGCUCGCUUUGUUCCUAUACGGCAAUUCAGAAAUUACCGAUCCUCAUAAAGGCUCACAUGAGAAGUCACUUCAGGCCUUUAAAAUGUAACCACUGCGGGGUGUUGUUUAAGAUGAUGAGGUUUGUGAAGUUGCAUCACAGCAAAGCUCAUCCCGAUUUAGAGUUGGAUGUGGAAACGAAUGCGAUAAUGAUGGCUGACUAUCUUAAACACGUGGAUGAGGUCGUUAAAACGGCGACGUUACAAUCUCAAACGGCGGUGGCGAAAAAGUCAACCGGAGCAAGCACUUCGAUAAGUACUGCAGAAGAAUAUAGUUAUUACGGUCUUCCAGCGGAGAAGAUCGAUUUGGGGAAGAUCAAUUCGACGUUUGAACUAGAUGGACUGGAAUAUACUACUACAGUGGAAGAUAUGAGCAAAAUGAUAAAUAUUGACCCUUAUGUCGACCUUUCAGAUUGUAAUGUAAUACUAUAAAUCGAUGAAACAGUGUCCAUCACAGAAAAAAGCAAGACUAGAAGAGAUAAAGGGUAUUUCAGACUCAAAGUGUUAAUAAUAGUAAAUUUAUGAAAAUGUCAGUCACAGACAGAGGCAAUAUAUUAUGACUCCAAGACUUUGUUCGCAAAAUGUUAACAGCUCAGAAAUAAUGACUAGUGCCAAAUUAAUGAGCAAAAACGUAUAUAUCGACCCUUAUGUGGAUGAAAUGUUGUCAACGAUUUGAAGCCAAUGUUUUCCUUUUCCUGAGGGCUCAGAAAUAACAACUACUAUAAAAAAGGAAAUGAGUUAAAUAAUUGAAGGCAAUUUUUCAUAGACUCUAAAGUGAUAAUAAUUAUAAAUAUAUGCAAUAGUUCCAAUCAUAGAAAGAGACAAUGAUUUAUAGAGUCUUAUUUGCAACUUGAUUUGUGCUGAGAAAUAAUGACUAAUGUAGAAGAAAUGAGCAAAAUUAUAGAUAUCCACCGUUACAUGGGCGUUUCAGACUGUAAAGUGGUAGAUUUAUAAAUUUUAGAAAUAGUGUCAAAAUCACAGAAAUAGGCAACAGCAUUUGAAGUCAUUAUUUGCAACUUCAUAUGUGCUCAGAAAUAAUUUUAAGCCAAAUUAAAAAAAUAAAUCUAAUUAUAGAUAUAGUUUGUCCCAGGGGAGAAUACACUACAGUGACAGUUUAUCGUUUUAAUUCAAAAGUAAAUUGUUUAUUGUUUUUUUCAGUAAUACGAAGUUAUUAAAAAAAUUGAAUUUAAAUAACAGAUAUUUGUGUAUGUCAUAAACAGGGUGUCAAAAAAAUAAUGUAUCUAACUUCGGUGGGUGAUUCUGCAGAUAAAAAUAAAACUUAAGAACUUACUAAGUUCAUAUGAACAUAUACUCUAAAAUGCUUCCCGAAGAAAUUACAGCCCUCGUAAGAUCAAAAUAAAAAUAAUAUAUUUUGUUUUUCUUUAAGAACAUCAUUGGUAAACCGUUUUUCUUGAAAUUUG